AUGACCUGCAACUCGGGAUCAAUAUCUUUAAACACAUCUUGUUCUUCUACUCCCCUAUCAAGCUCAUUAGAGUGUUGGUCAAGCCCAACUGCUGCUUCAUGGUAUGAGCACAGAGACUUUUUGAAAACUCCAGAUAGUGAAGGAUCCGACAGUAGACGUUCAGGAUUCAUUGAUCGAAUAGGGAGUAAUCAAAAAGGUUUCCAACCAACAGAUGUCAUGUCUACUUUCGAAGCAUCUAACUUACUUAUAGACCGCAGUCUGCAAGCAGUUGAAGAAAUGCUUAUUUUUCUACGAAAACAACCGCGAAAUGGCAACAAAAUUGUGCAUAACAUUUUCCCAGAAGAAAAAAAUCAAACCGAUAAUCAUCAGCGCUGUAACAACAAAAACGAACAACACAUCCAAAUAACAAAGUCACAAAUAACAGAAAGAAGUAAUUCUAGUACUCUUACAAAGGUACAUGGAGAAAUUAAUGUAGCAGUGAAAGCACCCAAGCCAGUCACGUUAAUGCUCACGGGUAUAACAGUUCCACCAGAAAUGAAAAUAACAAAACUAACUGUCAACGGAAAAAGAUUAAUUUUUUCGUAA
Molecule: messenger RNA, 585 nt
Organism: Thelazia callipaeda (thelaziosis nematode)
Lineage: Eukaryota; Metazoa; Nematoda; Chromadorea; Rhabditida; Thelaziidae
Source: the annotation of a GenBank genome assembly